AUGGCAUCCAUCUUCACCUAUGACCCAGACCCACCUCGGGUGUCGUCUCCGUGGUCAACUUCGGGUUCAUCGACGCCCCAAAUCAAUGCAACUGGGGGCCGGAGCUUGCCUGUCCGCACGCGUUCCAGCACCACUUUACUAAAUGCGGACCCUGACUUGUUAUCCAAUUAUGGAAUAUCCAAACUGGAGCCCGAACCCCAAGAGGGCCCCACAGAGUACAAAUUGCACCUUCUUCUUCGACCCAGGCGCCCUUAUCUGUCCAUGUCAACGGGGCACGUAAUAGCGGGCUCGUAUCAUUACCGCGUUACUCCAACCACUUCUAUAUCCGCAUCUCCGGGCUCAGAAGUAGCUCCACGGCCCAUGCAGGCCAAGUCAAGCCAAAGCCGACAUCAACGACUACAAGGCUUGACAACCCAGCUACUCUGGCGUUUACAGCAAUCUUCGCCUUUUCACUCAUCUACCACCUCCAAUCUUGUGGUUCCUGUUCUCCCUGAGGCAACGCUGGAAUUGGGCGUGCCCUGUAAACCUGCCCGAUUGCUCCCGGGUCUUGAGGAGAGUCAAGGUGCCUUGUACGAGAUUGGCGUCGCCGAUGAUGGCACUUUUGUAGGCCUCACUCAGGAUGAGCUGGAUGAGAGCGUGAGGAAUUUACAGGCAAUGGCUGCUAGUCUGGGGUGUAAGGUUGAGAUUCUUCGCCGAGUGGUGGUUGGUAAGUGUGAGUGGGCUGAGGACUUGCCAUCUGCGCCUGUCGACCCAGCCGAGACUAAUACUGAAAGUCUUUGGGUCGCUGAGGCUCUGGUGAGCCCCGAUUUGGACUUCUAUAAUAUCUCCCGGAUCAAGUCCAAAAAUGACCCAGAUUCCGCCGCACUCUCAGAAUCUGGCAAACUGUCGGUCUCGAAUGAAGAUUACUCCCACACAGAGCAGAUUCGCAUUUCUCUUGCAGGUCCGAGCACUGCAGGAAAGUCUUCUCUUUUGGGUACGUUGACUUCUUCUGCGCUUGACAAUGGAAGGGGUAAGAGCAGGUUGAGUUUGCUCAAGCAUCGGCAUGAGAUAUCAUCAGGUAUCACCAGCUCGGUAGCCCAGGAACUGAUUGGUUAUACGGAUGAUGUCCCAUCAACAGUGGUCAACUAUGCCUCUGGUAAUGUUGCAGGCUGGGAUGAUAUACAUGCCUCCUCGAAAGAGGGUCGUUUGGCAUUUGUAUCUGAUCUUCCCGGCUCAAUUCGAUAUCUCAAAUCUACCCUGCGAGGGCUUGUGAGCUGGGCUCCACAUUAUGUGAUGCUUUGCAUUCCGUCUAAUUGCGGAGACGAGACGCCUGAUAGUGAGCAGACAGGAACUGAACAAUCAGAAAUUGAUACCUGUCUGUCCUAUCUAGAACUUUGCCUGAAGUUGGAAGUCCCCGUGUUGAUUGUCAUCACUAAAUUGGACGUUGCUUCCCGCAGCGGACUGCGAGACAAUCUGACCAGGGUUCUAUCUGCUCUUAAAACAGCUGGACGACAACCUGUGAUGCUUCCAGCAUCGCCUGCGGGUGACAAACCACUUGACCUUCAGCAAAUUAGCACGACGGAUAGCUCUCAAGUACAGAAAGUGAUUGCUUCUACUGAGGGGAAAUGGGCACACACUGUGCCAAUUAUGCUUACGAGUGCCGUGGAUGGCUCUGGCAUUGGGAAACUCCAUGCGUUCCUUCGAUCCCUUCCAAUUCCCGCGCAACCAAGCCAGAGAACUCUCCACUCUCCCGAAGGAAACCCGGCAUCUAGAGAAUCCGCCAACAUCUUCGAUGUGGAUGAAGUCUUUGCAAUCCCUCCGUCCAAAGUCUAUUCAAUGGACUCGGAGAAGGGAACUCAGGAGAACCGCGGCAUGGUUCUCUGCGGUCUAGUCCGCCGAGGGACUAUCUCUAUUGGCGACGAAUUGGUUAUCGGUCCUAUAUUGGUGGACAGCUCGAUUGACCAAAUCAAUGAACCACAUGUGGCCGGUAGCUCAUUGUCCCGCAGUGGGCCCGGUCCCUCAGACAAUCUCCCGGUAUUCCUCCCACAGAGCUCAUUGUCCGGAAAAGAUUCACACGCAAAAUGGCAGCGUAUCCGCGUUGUCAGCGUAAGAGACCUCCGACUGUCCGUGCGCCGUCUCGUGAGAGACCAAGUAGGAACAAUCGGAAUUGAACCAAUCGGGGUUUCAGAGGAUGGCCGUCCACUCCGUCUUGGCCGGAUUCGAAAAGGCAUGGUCCUCGCAAACUUCUCGGUCCCACCCUUGAGCUUGAAUAGUAUCUCGCCCGCCUCGUUAUUGACGCUGCCAUUUCACACCGGCUUCACCGCUACCUUCCGAUCUACUGAGUUCUCCGCUCCAAACUCACCGCCACUAUUGCUUGGCGGAAACGCCAUAGCCUAUCUCGCCAACAUCCGCACUACAGUUCGUGUCAUCUGCAUGGCGCUAACGGGAACCGGCGAAGAGGUAUCUUCCGGGCCGUCUGAGCCUGAGUUCUUCAGCUUUGAUGGUGACGCCCAACCUCCUAGGGAGAAACCAAACGAAAAUGGUAUAAUAAACAAUACGAUGGACGGCGCAGCCGAUGUGGUUCGUCGCCGUCCCUCGGCAACAGAUAUCAGCAAAAUCAUGUCUGGCACCUCGUCUGCUUCCAUUGUCGGAGUUGCUUCUUCUGCUGAAGCUCUGAACGAAGAUGUCAAGAUUACCUUUGCGCUGGUGUCGUCUGUUGAAUGGGUAGAACUUGGAUCUCAGAUUCUUGUUAUGCCUGGUGUCUCCAUAGCUUCUGCCUCGUCCCAAUCUGGGGCUACAUUAGCAUCUGCGCCCGGCUCUAGCCCUGCCGCUGGGAUGAUUCCGAUGUCCGGGCUGGAAGGGUUUGUAGGAACGGUCUGUGAGGUCGUUUCUGGGAGGGUUCCAGUUGCUGAUGGCUAG
Penicillium paradoxum is the source of this 2898-nucleotide messenger RNA. RefSeq lists its product as uncharacterized. NCBI's taxonomy places the organism in Eukaryota, Fungi, Ascomycota, Eurotiomycetes, Eurotiales, Aspergillaceae. The transcript has a single exon. The record is from RefSeq and is a predicted model, not a curated record. Bases 1 to 2898 code for a protein of 965 amino acids. Gene Ontology annotation, biological process: translational elongation. Gene Ontology annotation, molecular function: GTP binding; GTPase activity; translation elongation factor activity.